Molecule: messenger RNA, 1946 nt
Organism: Actinia tenebrosa (Australian red waratah sea anemone)
Lineage: Eukaryota; Metazoa; Cnidaria; Anthozoa; Actiniaria; Actiniidae
Product: phenylalanine--tRNA ligase alpha subunit
Biological process (GO): phenylalanyl-tRNA aminoacylation
Cellular component (GO): phenylalanine-tRNA ligase complex; cytosol; cytoplasm
Molecular function (GO): tRNA binding; phenylalanine-tRNA ligase activity; ATP binding
Source: RefSeq, a predicted model, not a curated record
UCGUACCGGAGUGUCUGAUGAAAUCGAAGGAAGGAAGAUUAGAACCAAGAAUAACAUGGUUUCACAUUUAACACAAGACUUUGAGAAGCUUAUUCUUGAAGAAAUUGAGAAUACUGGUAAACUAAAUACUUAUGAAUUCGCUAAAGAUCUGCAGAGAGACCAUCAGCUGAUUGUAGGAGCGGUAAAAAGUAUCCAAUCUGUAGGAGAAGUAAUCAGUACAGAACAACGGCAAGAUGAUAGACUUGUCCUGACUGAUGAAGGAAUUCAAGUAGUAGAUAAUGGAAGCCAUGAAGCUGUUCUUUUCAAUUGUAUCCCUGCUGAGGGCUUGCCACAAGCUGACAUCAAGAAACUAGGUCCUAAUGCAUCCAUUGGAUUCAGUAAGGCUAUGUCUUCAGGAUGGUUGAAAAUUGACAAAAAUGCCGAAGGAGGACCAAGAGUAUAUAGAAAGGUGGAAACCAUUGAAGACAAUGUACAGAAUUCCUUGGUAGAAAUCCUUAACCAUGACUACAAAAACAUUUCUGAUGCUAAGAUCAAAGAACUGAAAAAGAGAAAGUUAGUUACAACACAGGUUAUUAAGAGUUUUGAUGUUACAAAAGGAAGUAAUUUCAGUUUAUCUGUUCACCGACUUGAAGCAGAUUUGACAGCAGAUUUAUUAACGAGUGGAUUAUGGAAAACUCUAAGUUUCAAGCCUUACAACUUUGAUGCUCUGGGUGCAACUCUUCCAUCUGGCCAUCUUCACCCCUUAAUGAAGGUCAGAUCACAGUUCAGGCAAAUAUUUUUGGAGAUGGGGUUCACAGAGAUGCCAACCAAUAACUUUGUUGAGAGUUCCUUCUGGAAUUUUGACACAUUGUUUCAACCGCAACAGCAUCCUGCGAGAGACCAACAUGACACCUUCUUCCUUUCAGAUCCUGAAUUUGCAAAACUGGAAGAGAUUCCUGCAUCGUACAUUGAGGGAGUUAAAGACAUUCACGAACAUGGUGGUUUUGGAUCACAAGGAUAUCAAUAUGAUUGGAAAAUUAUCGAAGCCAAAAAGAACUUAUUACGAACUCAUACAACCGCUGUGAGCUCCCGAAUGCUGUACAAACUAGCACAACAGGAAACGUUCACUCCUGCAAAGUUCUUCUCCAUUGACCGCGUGUUUCGUAACGAGACUCUAGAUGCUACUCAUCUUGCUGAGUUCCAUCAGAUCGAGGGUUUGGUGGCAGAUCGCAAUAUCACUCUCGGUGAUCUGAUUGGAACAUUGUAUGAGUUCUUUAAGAAACUAGGUAUCAAGAAGCUGCGCUUCAAGCCUGCUUUCAACCCCUACACUGAACCAAGUAUGGAGGUAUUCAGCUAUCAUGAAGGUCUAAAGAAGUGGGUUGAAGUAGGUAAUUCGGGUGUUUUCAGACCAGAAAUGUUGCGGCCAAUGGGACUGCCCGAAGAUGUAUCUGUCAUUGCGUGGGGACUGUCGCUAGAGAGACCCACCAUGAUUAAGUACGGUAUUUCCAACAUCAGGGACCUUAUCGGUCACAAAGUGGAUCUGAACAUGGUCUACAACAAUCCUAUAUGUGUACUGGAAGCUUAGGAAUCGCAGACGGACUGCAAAACUGUAGAAUCGAUCGAUGAUUAUCCUUAGUCCAUGCUAAUACUUCUAUAGCACACCGAUCAAUCCUAUAUGUAUUCUGGAAACUUAGAAAUGGAAGCCCUUGUCCAUGGUUAUACUACCAUAGUACACCGAUCAAUCUUAUUUGUAUACUGGAAGCUUAGAAAUGGAAGCCCUAGUCCAUGGUUAUACUACUAUAGUGCACCGAUCAAUCCUAUAUGUAUACUGGAAGCUAAGAAAUGGAAAUCGGACUUCAGUACUGUAGAAUUGAUCGAUGAUUAUCCCUAGUCCAUGGUCAUAGUCUACACCGUUAAUUGAUAUUAUAAGGAUGUAUGAUGUUAACAAUAAACUAUUUUAAAUGCUA